Vitis riparia (riverbank grape) is the source of this 1139-nucleotide messenger RNA. RefSeq lists its product as uncharacterized. The transcript has 5 exons. The record is from RefSeq and is a predicted model, not a curated record. NCBI's taxonomy places the organism in Eukaryota, Viridiplantae, Streptophyta, Magnoliopsida, Vitales, Vitaceae. The coding region runs from base 107 to 823 and encodes 238 amino acids.
CGAAAUCAUUAAGACGGUUUUCAUAUUUUUCAAGCCGAGAUUCUUUGGCUUGAUUUGUCAAUAGCAAUUUUCAAAGAGUGAUCCCACUGUACUCCCAACCCUCACCAUGCUCCGUCUCUCAAGGCGACUCCAGGCCUCAACCCCUUGUCUCCGCUCCGCUCUUCUCCAGCUCCGGUUCGCGAGGACCGACUCCGGCUCACCGGUGCGCCCCCGGAGAAGGUCGAAGUUCCCGGCCUCGACGAUGAGGAAGGUCGACGAGAAGUCGGAGUGGUGGGUGGUCGACGGCGAAAUGCACGAGAUUGGAGAUAACGUGCCCCCGAGAGAGAGGUUCGUGAUUCCCAGAGAUAACAUCCCAAACAAGCGCCGGAAACAGCUCCGAGAGCAGUUCAUGCGCCGGACUCGCCUCGUUCUAAAGGAAUCGGAGCACGAGCCAUGGUGCAAAAGGUAUAUGGAACUAUAUCAGGAGCUUAGGGAAAACUGGGAGAGGCUAUACUGGGAUGAGGGCUACUCCAAGAAACUUGCCCAAGAUCAUGCAAACUAUGAAUCUGCUGAAGAUGAUGAUCUAGAUUUUUCACCAUACAGGAGAAGGUGGACUCAUGAUAAACAAAUUAAGGGCCAGGAAUUGGGAAGGAAUAGCCAAGGUGAUUCCUGGGAAAGGGUCAGCCAAAUUCGAGAUAAGUUUGAAUAUGACAGAGAGAGAAGAAUGAGAGAAAAAGCAUUCGCUCCCAUGACCGGUGGAAUGGCUCCUGGACCACAUCAGUCAGUCUCCAGGAAUCAGCGCUUUGAUACCCAGAGAUACUUUUCCCAAUCUGAAAGUGAAUGACUAACUACAUGAAAGUUUUUCUUGGUUCUACUCUUUAUUGGUUGAACCCGGAAAAAAGAGAGGCCUAACAUAAUAUAGAGAUUAUGUGCCCUUCUAAUUCUCAGAUUUCCGUUCAAUGGUUUUCCAUGGUUUAAUUCCAUACAUCCUUUGUAACAGGUGUGUGUUUCUCAGGAUCAUUGUUGUGUUCUACAUAAGGUUCUCAGUGGAAAGGCCUUUAGGAAAACAAAGCAGCAGAGAAGCUUUGAACAGCUAGUGUUGAUUUAUGGAAUCAGUUUUGUAGAUAACUGCAUUUUUCUCCUUUAUUUUUCCUUUUUAA